Molecule: messenger RNA, 285 nt
Organism: Ambispora gerdemannii
Lineage: Eukaryota; Fungi; Glomeromycota; Glomeromycetes; Archaeosporales; Ambisporaceae
Source: the annotation of a GenBank genome assembly
AUGCCAAACAUCAUAAAACAUGUAAAAGAUGCAAAGAGAACCAAUUUGAAAGCUUCUUCCAAUGUUUUGAAUAAAGAUCUUAAUGCACUCACUCAUAUAACAGAGAAAGUAUCCAAAGAAUCCGAGAGUGAGGAGCAUAAUGGAACAGUUACAGGUGAAUACACUGAAGCAGAACACAUACGCGUUGAAGUUAACUAUCUUGAUGUGGGUGACUUCAUUGAAAAUGAAAUCCAAGAACUGACAAUUGGACCACAAAUCGAUGGAGUAGUUAACGCAGCUUACUGA